This is a messenger RNA of Mycotypha africana, 3687 nucleotides long. RefSeq lists its product as uncharacterized. The record is from RefSeq and is a predicted model, not a curated record. Gene Ontology annotation, biological process: NAD+ biosynthetic process. The coding region runs from base 259 to 3687 and encodes 1142 amino acids. Gene Ontology annotation, molecular function: protein binding; nucleotidyltransferase activity. The transcript is spliced from 6 exons. Lineage: Eukaryota; Fungi; Mucoromycota; Mucoromycetes; Mucorales; Mycotyphaceae.
AUAGAUCCCCUUUCGAUUAUUUGUCCUCCCUUUUUUCACUUUAUUUUUAUUGUUAUUACUCUAGUACCUGUCCAUUCCUUUCUCUUCCCUUUUUUCUUUAUUUUUAUCUUCUUCACUUUUUUUUUGUUUGUUUUCUGAGCCCAUCUCCAGCCUUGUACAUCCUUUCUUUUAUCAAAUUUCAGAGCUGUCGACACAGAACUUCUCCACACGAAUCUAAUUUCUCUGCUUAAAUUCUUUUAAACAAAGAAAUACAACAGCAUGAAGAACAACAUUUCACUACUUAUAUCUACGAUACUUGUCGCUUGUAUCAUCGCUCCAGCACAAGCCUAUUUCUAUGUCCCUUCUUUCAUGAAUGCACUUCCCUACAAGGGUGGUAUGGCAUAUGCUCAAAAGAACAACUCACUUUAUAUUUUUGGUGGCGAAAACGCAACUGCACGAUAUACCAACGACUUUUAUAAACUCACUCAAACAUCUACGUCUUACAACUGGGAAGCAGUACCUCAAACGAACGCACCCAACGGAACAGUGUAUAGUCAGGCUUACGUGACAGCUGAUGGUCAGAAUAUGGUCCUUAUGGGCGGCAUGUCUAAUACCACCGAAGGAAAAAAAGUCCCACUUCAAAUCUAUUCAUACAACUUUGCAUCUCAAGCUUGGACUGCUAAUGCUGAUAACACCGGCAAUGCUUCCAUCGUUCCAAACAGAGAAUUUUUCUCUGCUACUUACGAUGCUAAGAAUCAACGUACUUACGUCUUUGGCGGUGCUAUUACUGGUCAAAAUGCCGUCUUUAACGAUUUAUAUGUUUUAGACGCUAAUUUUAAGGCAACAGCUUUGAAGCCAACUCCCUAUGGACGUUACGGUCAUACUGCUUCUAUUUUAAGUAAUGGACAAUUGGUUAUUAUUGGCGGUGUUAUUGCUACCAAUGUUAGUACUUCACUGGCUUCUAUGGAAAAUGUUUGGAUCUAUGAUCCAUCAUCUAAUAAUUGGACUGCCCGCAACGUUUCAACAACCGGUAAUCGCUUCCCCUCAAGCGCUUCAGAUCACAUAGCCGUUGUCACAAAUGACGACAAAAUCAUCAUUUUUGGUGGUGAUAAUGCUGAUCAACAAAGAUUCCGUCAGUACUUGAAUACAGUUGCUAUUUUAGACACAAAGACUUGGACUUGGUCAUUUCCUAGUAUAAGCGGCAUCCCACCUUCACGUCGCUCCUUCGCAGUCGGCGGCCUCUUGGCUGACAAUUACCUUACUGUUGCUUUUGGUUCUUCAUCCAACUCAUACUACAAUGAUAUCAAUACAUUCAACCUCGAUAGCAGUGCUUGGAUACAAUCUUUUACAGAAAGCUCGAACAAUUCUGAUGGCUCUGUAUCAAAGGGUCUCAUUGCUGGUGUAACAGUUGCUGCAGUCGUUUUGGUCGUUAUCAUUCUCUUCUUGUUAUGGAAAUUUCAAUCGUACAUUCGUUGGCUCGUUGUCCGUAUUCACAAUGACAUUUGGAAGCCUCGUACUGGUGAGCCUGUGUGGGCAGAAACCUCCCGUUUGGUUUCUCAAGUCUUUUUCCUGUUCAUCUUUAUCAUGUUCCUUUACUUUGUCAUCCGCCAAGCCAUUGAUAGCCCUAACGUAACCCAACGUAUUGAGGAUGCUGCUGCUGAAGUGGAUGUUCCAGAUGUUCGUUUCUGUUUCGAUGGUUUCCCUUCUGAAAGCAAUCUAUAUGGUCCUCCUGGUGUAUCUUGCCAAACAGAUAAUGGUUACUCUUGUACUCAAUUUGUUCGCCAACUCGACAUGUCCGUAUUCAAACCUACCUUCUCUGACAAUUUGGGCCCUGUGAAUUGCUUCCUUUUCCGUGCUCCUGAUAGCUUCAAAAUGACGUCGACUUCAGGAGCCAACAAUGGCUCCCGACUCAUGUUUACCAUGUAUGGUGAUCUGACCGCUUCUUUCGGUCGUGUCCAUGUUUCUGUAUUCCCUAAACAAAUGGAUCCUAAUGCAAAGAUUUACGGUUAUGAGGAUGGCAUAAGUGUUUAUUUGUCCGAACUCGAUAUUCUUAACUGGCAAAACGCCGAACGCAACGAUAUUCAAGCCACUAAUGUCUAUACAAUCGAACCUUUCACCUACAGUGCUCUCAGCUACGAUAUUAUCGAUCAUCGCUAUUUGCAACCUGUUGGAUGGAACUAUGUCGGUUUUCUUCCUGUCACUAAUAGCACACCAGAAAUUGAUUCCAACUUCCGUUCUGAAGCACCUAACCCUACCUACACUACGGGUCAUGUUGAUCUCGGCGUGUUGGCUGUGUUCCCUGAACAUUUUGCUCAACUCAUCGAUCGUGAAGUAAAGAUGUAUACACUCGUCAAUGCUCUUGGUUUUGUCGGUGGUAUCUUUGGUCUGUUGGUAGCUGCUCAAACUUGGUUGUUUGGUUAUCGUCCCCGCUCACCUUGGGGUGUGGUUCAUCGUUGGUCUACCGGUAGCCGUAAACAAUCUUUAUUGCAAGGUCUCAAAACUAAAUUCAAGACGACGGAUUCUGGUAUCCCUCUUGUCCACCCUGUGCAUCAUCGUUUCAGCGUGAAUGAAUUCCACAACUUGGGACAGGAAACAGAAGCCCAGCGUGUCUCGCGUGUCGAAGAGCGUAUGCAGAUUUUGGAACUGUUGUUUAAAGCUUACUAUGUGGAUGAUGAAGUCUUCCGCUCAUUGGAUUCCGCUAGUAAUAUCGCAAAGAAUAAGGGCAACGAAAAGUUGAUGAAUAACAGUAGUAGUGUUCGUGCUGGACAAUUUUCCCCCUCUAUUAGUACACCAGGAUCAGCCGUCAGUGGCAAUCCUUUCUAUCCCUCAACCGAAAAAGUAACUCCAUAUGUAGCACAACUGUCAAAAGAGGACAGCAAUCAAAAUGGAUUCGCACACAUGUUCAGCGAACAAAGCCGAACGAGUGCCCUCAUCUCUGAAAGUUUAAACAAUGGCGUAAACAAAGAAUUUUAUUUCACGUAUAAACCAAAUCAGUGGCCAUUACAACAACAAGCACACAGUUCCUGUCGCUUACUGAUUUUAGAUUCUUCAUUCAAUCCACCCACAAAAGCUCAUGUCGAUCUUGUUCAAAAAUCGAUUCGUGCCUACCCAGACAAUUAUUUCGACGGCUUACUUCUGCUCUUCUCAACAAAUAAUGUAGACAAAAAGAUCACAGGUGCCAGUGUUUUACAAAGAGUUCAAAUGAUGGAAAUAGUUGCGCUUCAACAGCUGUCACUACAGCCUAGGGUGCCAGCUGCAGUAGGUCUCACGCCUCAUGGGCGCUUCAUUGAUAAAGCCACAGCCAUCAGAUCGUGGUUUGUGAACCAGAGUCAUAAAAAUGAUGGCACUCCUUUAGAAUUGUACUUUAUCGUGGGUUUUGAUACUAUGAUUCGAUUACUAGAUCCAAAGUAUUAUCACCCAAUACCGGUAAAAGAAGCAGUAGCUCCUUUCUUCCACCACUGUCAGCUGAUAUGUGCCGAUAGAGGGCAGGCGGAUACUUCAUUUUGGGAGAAAGUGAACGAAGAAUAUGGCCAAAAAUUGAUCAAACGAAUACAGCUGGAUCCUUCAAUAAGCUCUCUCUCAAGCACUCUGGCCAGAACUACGCUCUCUACCAGCCAUAACAGUGAUAAUAGCAGCACUCCUAUCGAAGAUAUACUUGACCGAUCCAUUAUCAAUUAUAUAAAUCAAUGUGAAAAUCACAUAUACUAA